This is a messenger RNA of Brienomyrus brachyistius, 6054 nucleotides long. Its product is annotated as aryl hydrocarbon receptor-like. Gene Ontology annotation, molecular function: nuclear receptor activity; protein dimerization activity; transcription cis-regulatory region binding. The record is from RefSeq and is a predicted model, not a curated record. Gene Ontology annotation, biological process: regulation of transcription by RNA polymerase II. Lineage: Eukaryota; Metazoa; Chordata; Actinopteri; Osteoglossiformes; Mormyridae. The transcript has 11 exons. The coding region runs from base 400 to 3444 and encodes 1014 amino acids. Gene Ontology annotation, cellular component: aryl hydrocarbon receptor complex; nucleus.
UCCUUUGGGCUGGUCCAAGUCCCGGGCGGAGUCACUGAAGGGGCAGUGCGAUGUGAAGAGAAAAAAAAUUGAAAGGAAAGGAAAGAAAAUUAGCUCUGCUCACGCCAUUGCCGUCUGAGGCGGUACAGGAAACUUUUUUUGGUUUUAUUUUUGGGCUUUUUUUCACCAGCCGGACAGAUCGGGGUGUGCCAGCGUGCGGGACGGACGGGGGGUCUCGCGCUGACACUUGGGGUCGCGGGACGAUCUGCAUGUCGCCGGGGCCGCUGUCAAUUCCUCUGGCUAUUUAUUUAAUACAGUCAAGGCAAGCGCUGAACGGGAAGGGAAAGGGAAGAAGGCUCGCUGGAUAUAUUUUCUAAAGGCUUUUUUAUUAUAGUUUUUAUUUUACGACGCAAAGCCAUCAUGUUGGGGACCGGAGAGAAAUAUGCAAGCAAAAAGCGAAAGAAGCCCGUACAGAAAAGUCCCAAGCCCCCGCCGCGCGAAGGUGCCAAGUCCAACCCCUCCAAGCGGCACCGGGACCGGCUGAAUGGGGAGCUGGACAAGCUGACCAGCUUGCUGCCCUUCCCCGAGGAUGUGCGGGCCCGCCUGGACAAACUGUCCGUGCUGCGGCUCAGUGUCGGCUACCUGAAGGCCAAGAGCUUCUUCAGCGCGACCAUGAAGAAUGGCAGCAUUAGCUGGCCAGUAGACAAGCCCUCAUCUUCCGGAUCUAACGGAAUGAAUGUUCCCGCCACCAGCGCAAUCAGUUUCUCGGAAGGGGACUUCCUGCUCCAGGCACUGAAUGGCUUCGUCCUGGUGGUCACCUCAGAGGGAUCUGUCUUCUACGCCUCCCCCACCAUCCAUGACUAUCUGGGUUUCCUGCAGUCGGACGUGAUCCACCAGAGUGUAUUCGAAUUGAUCCACACGGACGACCGGGCCAUGUUUAAAAGUCAGCUGCACUUCGCCCUUAAUCCCACUCAUUUUGGUGAAGAAGGCGAUGGGGAAGGCACACAUAGUGGUGGCGCAGUGACCACCGGCAGUGUCAUCACCUACGACCCUCACCGCAUCCCCCCGGAGAACUCCUCCUUCCUGGAGAGAAGUUUUGUGUGCCGCUUCCGCUGUCUCUUGGACAACUCCUCCGGCUUCCUGGCCCUGAACUUCCAGGGUCGUCUGAAAUACCUACAUGGGCAGAACAAGGUGGCCGAGGAUGGGACCAAAGCUCACCCCCAGCUAGCUCUGUUCACCAUUGCCACCCCACUGCAACCGCCCUCCAUCAUGGACAUCCGGAUCAAGACACUGAUCUUCCAGACCAAGCACAAGCUGGACUUUACACCCAUAGGGAUUGACACCAGGGGGAAGGUGGUUCUGGGAUAUAACGAGAUUGAGCUGACAAUGAGGGGAUCUGGCUACCAGUUUAUACACGCAGCAGACAUGAUGCACUGUGCAGACAACCAUAUCAGAAUGAUAAAAACCGGCGAGAGCGGCCUCACGGUCUUCCGGCUGCUGACUAAGACAGAGGGCUGGGUCUGGGUUCAGGCAAAUGCACGGCUUGUGUUCAAAAGUGGUCGGCCUGAUUUCAUUGUGGCAAGUCAGAGAGCCUUGACAAACAAAGAGGGAGAGGAACACUUCAGACAGAGGAAGAUGCAGCUUCCCUUCAACCUUGCUACGGGCGAGGCGGUCCUGUACGAGACCGGGCCAACAUUAGACAUACCAGAUAUUAACGCUGAGACUACGAAGAUCCAGAAUAUGUCUGAUGCACAAGGCGUGGAUCCCAGCUCACUUCUGGGGUUGAUGCUAAAACAGGAUCAGUCAGCAUACCUCCCGCAGCCUGACCCUCAGAUAUCCAUGGACCAAAUCUUCAUGGAUAGCCAUGCCGUGCUCAAUGUCCCAAGCAACCACUGUCAUUUUGGCACCCCAACGCUGGACAGCAGAGUCAAGAAAGAAGUGCCAGCUAAAGCCAUGAAGGAGACUCUGGAACACAUCUUGGAAGACUAUGAUGCCCUCAGGGAUCUGGAAGUGGAUGCAGAAGAAUUGGAGGAAUGGGAGAGUGCUUUACUAAAAAUGAACAUCAGCAACAGUAAUGAGCCUGUGGAGCUUGACAGCAUUCUUACUGAUGACAUUCUCUCAUAUGUAGAGGAUGCCUUUUUCAUGGGCAAAGCAGACAGCCAGUAUAGCACUGAGCAAUCCCACUCCAAUGCUUUUGUUGAAACAUCACAGUGCCUGCAAGGGCUAGAGCUUCAGGAUACAGUGCUAUCCGACAAUGCACCUAUUAUCAGUCAGAAUGAUUUGAUGAGUGUGACUAGUCAGAACCUGGUAGGAACAGAAAGCUCAGGUCUCAGCUUGGAGGAUCUCCUGCUUUAUGGGCUGAACAAUCCCACGCAGCAGACACAACCAGAAAGAGUGUUCACUAAAGUUUGGGAUGCACCAAAAGUCACUUUCCAGAAUGGUUUUAGUGGCAAUGACUUUGAAUCUUGUGACCACAGGCAGAACUAUGGCCUUCCCAGUCCGGAGGCUGGUUUUACUCUCAUCAAGCAGAAUGGCCUGGAACCGUACUCUCAAGGACCUCUGCAGCCAGCUCGUAAUGUGUACCUAAAUGGCACAGUUCAGCCAUUUCACAACCAUAUGCAGCCCUCAAUGAUGGACCACCCAAUAGUGUUCCAGCAACAGAAUAGCACUGAUGUUUCCACUCCCAUGUCCUCCAAUCAGGAGAGGGAGUGGAGCCCUUCCAUCCCUAAAACUAACUUUACAGGCAGUCUGACAGAAGUCUACACUGAUAAUGUGAGUCCAUCAGCUGCCAUCUCCUUUCAAAGGCAUUUUCCACCUCAGACCCAGACCAGCCAAACUCAGAGACUGCAAGCUUGGCAGCAUCAAAAGCAACUUCCCCGAGCCAUGCAGAAUGGACACCAAAGUCUACCCAACUUCUAUGGCCAGAAUGCCACUUUCCAGGGGAGUGCUCACAGGGUCCUCUCAUCACCAAAUACACAAGCCUGUGCCACCAGCUGCAGGCUCACACCCAGCCUGUCCACCAUGUCUAGCACACCAUACUGUUCCCAGCUGGGGCAGGCAGACCUCACGCCCCAGGCAAACAAGAGCUGCAUGUUUGAAGGCAUCUCACUGCCACCCAUCAAUGGAACACACUUCAAUCACACAGGACUCUUAUCAUCACAGAAGGUGGCACUUCAGCAUGGCCAGACUAUAGUACCAACCUCGUGCCUCUUCCAGAGCAGCAAGGAUGGACCCAGGGUUGAUGCAGUCAGGGUGGUGCAGGAUGAUGCCAUCAUCACUGGCCUGCCGUGCAAGAUGACCACUGGCUUCACCCCGGAGGGCCUCCAGGCCCAGCAGCAGUACCUCAACCAGACAGAGGUACCAGGCAGUUUGACAGGAGAAAAUGCAACUUUUGCCUUCCCUGCUAUUACAAAUGGGACUCAUCUUUUAUCCGAGAGAAAUCCAACCAAUUGCUGUGACUUCUAACGGGGGGUGUCCGUGCCUGAGAGAAACAAACAUGUCCUGGGUGCCUUUCAUGGACAUCCAUCUCCUUAUUUUUAACAGUCUACGGUUCACACCUCGGCGUGAUCGCCUGCACCACCUGGCACACCAUACCUUCCAACGGCAUCACGUUGGGACCUUUCAGCUCUGUUUUCUGUUAUUCCUGCUUGAUCCCCAGCUUUACAGCAGCCCUUACUGAGACUCUGUGGACAUGUCAGUAAGGGGGACGGGUGCAAUCUCUCAGAUUUUACAAAUAGAAUCUACCGAGGGAAUGAGACCACACUGAGUUUCUGAAUACACACUUAAAUUCUCUCUACACACAGCCGGAAUGUGAAAGGAAUCCAACUGUCUUGGUCUUAUCUAACAGUCAAAAGCUGUGACGCAUCAUAGUAUUUGUACUAUAUUUUACACAACAUUUAAAAAAAGAAAAAAAAAUCUUUCAUUUACACAAAAAUAUGUAGUGGCUGUUAUCUGUUAUGAUCCUCCUAUCCAAUUUUUCUUCUCUUUGUUGAAAUAAGAUUAAAUUUAUUCAGAAUGUUACGAUGAAAUAUUUAUGCAGUUUUGUUUUGUCGUGUUGUUGCCAUUGAGCCAUUUAAAGAAUUCCUUUAUGUCUGGUUUUGUCCUCCACGGAUGCUGCUUUCGUCUCUGCGUGUGCUUCUGUUGGUAAGAGAACCUGAGGAGAUGGAUGAUGUUGGAAACAAGUGCACAGAACAUGUAUGUAGAAGAUGUAUAGAUAUGUAACUUGGCAAGCAGUCAAUAGAAUAAGAUACUGAACAGACAAUGAAGCAAUAUGCAAAAUAUCGUGGCUCUUAAUCAUUGUAGGCUUGUUCCCCUCCGCUUCACACUAGCCCUUACUACAAGCUGAACACUGUUUACACUCAUGGCAGAGUCUGCUGGGAACUAACAUGUUUUUUUGGCAGUCACCCUUCAAUGCAGGAAUUCAUCAUUCAGCACAGAGCCUGAUUACUCCGCGCACUUAUAGUUUAAGUAAUUUCCACAUGCAGUCGUACAACAAAUGGCCACCGGAUCGGGACGCGCAAUGCCGCGGUCUUUUCGAGAAAAGCGCAGGCAAUUAUGCAGUCCCUUACCACCACAAUGUGUAUUUUGUAAAUACGUAUACUAAAAGUGAAUAUGUUGUGUGCAUUUAUUUUAUUCGAUGUGAGUUUACGCUGAAACAUGACUGACCAGUUUGUUCGAGUCGGGAAUCCCUGAAUCCAUAUGCAGAUUUGAUGCCGUCGCUGCGAUUAAAGGGCCUAUUCUGCCAUAUGCCAUAUUCUGUGUUUAUUAUUAAAUAGGUUAUAGAGAUAAAUGAGACAUAGACUUUAACGCAUUUUUGUAGUUUUCACCGUAAGUAGUUCGGCUGCUGAUUAAACGGGACUCUCCAGGUAGAUUACAUGUAAACGCACGUGCUCUUGGUUACUUUUCUCUCUCUAAAGCAGAGAAAUAUUUUUUUUCUUCUUCUGUAGUUUUAUUUUAUUUGCAUGCUGUUCUUGUUAUUAUUUUUGUUGUGAAGGGACGCCCACCGUGCCUUGCAGUGAAGACAAGGAAGUAAUAUGGCAGCUAUCUGAUUUUUUUGUGAUUGCAAUGAGUCUGUCACACUGUGUCGCAGGAAUGGCACAAGCUUACCGCAGUAAACGUAAAAAUAUAUAUACGUUAAAAGAUAAUGCAGGAACAUUUACGCACAUUUAUGUGGAGACAUUGCAGACAAACAACAUGUACAGUACAGUCGUGAUUAACUAAAAGGCUUAAAGUUAACAUAUAUACCUUAUAUUACAUGUCCUGUUUAUUUUUCUGGUUCGCUUAAUCUUUUAAACAUGUUAUAUCGAUUUUCAAACCUACGCAUGGACAUUCAAAACUUUAUAUACCCUAUUUCUCUUUAAUUAGCUGGAAAGUUUCGUUUGUUGAAAAUUUCGUUUGCUGAAUCACAUAUUUUAUUUUGUUUUGGAAACAUCCACACACCUCAUUUUCGGUUUCAUCUCAUUCUCCUCUGGUUUUAAACUAUACUGAUAAACGUUGGCGUGAAGUCUGCAGAAAUUUCGUGCGGCCACCGCAGCGCGUGUGCAUCACCGUGGGGGGACGCGCGCGUGCCGUUACUUGUCCUUGGCCGCCGUGCACCUGCACGUCUCUCUUCACUUACAUCACACUGUCCUGCUAGUUUGAUUAGCGAUCACAGUAUGUGGCCAUGCCUUUGGUCAAUAAACAGUAUAAGUAUAUUAUGUACAGUGUCUUGUUUGUAUCGUUUUAGUAUCGUGGUUUUGUAAAAGCCCUGCUUUAUACUAUGUUGUGCAUUUUCUACACCACUGCUUGAAAUGUAGGUUAUCAGUGACAAAAUGUAUUCUUCAUAUAUUUUGGAUAAUUCGGUAUGUAUUGCAAGUUGUAUUCUGUUUUGUGCAAUGUGUUAAACAUUACCCUAUGCCUCUUUGGUAGUUUCUGUAUUAUUAUUAUUAUUAUUAUUAUUAUUAUUAUACUUUUCUGUAUUAUCAAGAUGUUUUUGUCUUUACGCACGUUUGACCAGUAAUUGUGCCUUGCUGAUUUCCCAAAGAAUGCACAAAUGAUGGAAUGGCAGAAUUCUAAUAAAAUACCCUUAAACAUUUA